GAGGAACGGCAUGCAUCACAUCAGCCAAUCCCAUUGCUUGGUGUAUGUGUGCGCUGGCAUGCACACUAUAUAUACCAGCCAAUGACAGCAAGUUUGUUUGAAAACCCUCACUCCAAAAGCUUAUAACAGCAGUAGUGAAAGCAGACUGCUUCCCUGAAAGGUUCAACAAUGGCUGAUGAUGAUGAUGCUCCCAGGCCCAUGGCUCCGAAGGGGGAUCACAGCAAGCCCAAGCCCAAGAUCCCGGCCUCUCGCAAGCUGUCACUAAAGAUCCUGAUGCUGAUGCGUGCAGUGGAAGAGCUGGAGGCUGAGAAGCAAGCAAGAGAAGAGGAGAAGGUUCGUUACCUGAGGGAGCAGCUCCCACCCCUGCAGUUGUCUGGUCUAUCCUCAGAGAAGCUGCAGAAACUGUGUGAGCAGCUUCAUGCCAGGGUUGAGCAAGUGGAUGAGGAGCGCUAUGACUGUGAAGCCAAAGUCUACAAGAACAGCAAAGAGAUCCAUGAGUUGAAUUUGAAGGUAAUGGACAUGGGGGGUAAGUUUAAGAAGCCAGCUCUGAGGAAGGUCAGAGUAUCUGCAGAAGAGAUGAUGAGAGCUCUGUUGGGCACCAAACAAAAAGAACACUUGGACCUCCGAUCCAACCUCAAGUCUGUAAAGAAAGAGGACAUCAAACAGGAGAAGGAGAGCAACCUGGAGGUGGGAGACUGGAGGAAGAAUGUAGAGGCCAUGUCUGGCAUGGAGGGAAGGAAGAAGAUGUUUGACGCUGGUACUGGCCAAUAAGAAGCUUCCUCACCAAAAGGGGGGAGAAAACUAUAGAGGGAAGAAAAAGAGACUAGGGAGAAAGAGUGAAGAAAGUGAUAGGGACCAGGAGGAAAUCUUCUGUGUCUGACUGAAAUCAACAGGGUGGUAUUUAUUCCACAAAGGCUCUAGCAGAACAUUUUGUAUACAGACGCAAACAGGAUGUAACAGAAAUUAAGUGUAAGCAAUGUGAAUAUAGUAAAUGGCAGUGUGCUGUUGGUGUGAAACGUAAUGUAGUUAUAAGUUGCAAUUGUAUUUUAAUGUGUAUGUAGUAUACACAUGUUGAUAAAUGUUUAUAGUAUCAUAGGCACUGUCAUUGAAACAAAUCUGAUAUUUUGGUCCAAAAUAAGUUAUUCACAUAAAGUUACCUUUUUGCUUGUCCUUUACAUGUGAGCUGUAUCAUAUUUCUGAAAAGGUCAGUUAUGAUGAAAAAAAUAAUAAUGUGAAGCCCAUAUUAUGCAAACACAUUUUAAUCAAU
Esox lucius (northern pike) is the source of this 1267-nucleotide messenger RNA. RefSeq names its product troponin I, skeletal, slow c (gene tnni1c). Lineage: Eukaryota; Metazoa; Chordata; Actinopteri; Esociformes; Esocidae. The record is from RefSeq and is a predicted model, not a curated record. Gene Ontology annotation, biological process: muscle contraction. The transcript has 9 exons. Gene Ontology annotation, cellular component: troponin complex. The coding region runs from base 169 to 771 and encodes 200 amino acids.